Messenger RNA from Onychostoma macrolepis, 3021 nucleotides. RefSeq lists its product as uncharacterized. The transcript has 4 exons. Bases 360 to 995 code for a protein of 211 amino acids. NCBI's taxonomy places the organism in Eukaryota, Metazoa, Chordata, Actinopteri, Cypriniformes, Cyprinidae. The record is from RefSeq and is a predicted model, not a curated record.
AAUUAGUUUACAUGGUUAUGACAACUAAAAAUAACCUGCAGGGAACGUUCUGGGAAAGUUAUAUCUAGGUUAUAAAAAAUUAAACUUAUAAAUAACCUGCAGGAAACGUUCCUAGAACGUUCUUAUUUGGUUAAAAAAUAACGUUGGGGGAAUGUUUCUGUGUUUGUUGGGAUGAGCGCUCAGACUGAACUGAGAUUUGCCUCGCAAACAUUUCAGCAGAACCCGCAGGUGUUAUGGGAACCUGCUGACUAUUGGACUAGAUGAUCACUUGUUCUCUCACUGUACUGAAGGAGGCGCUGUGACGCGCUUAGUUCACCGGUAAAACCACUGAAGAAAGAGACGGUUGGAGCUCAGUCUCGAUGUUGAUCAUGAAAGCGCAGGUGGAUGUGAUCUGCUGUAAAUCAGUAGGAACUGAUCUGUCCAUGCUGGAUAUUGAGGAUUUCAUCACAGAAAUCUGUCGGCUGAAGAAAGAGGUGGCGUCACUGGAGGCAAAGCUGAGAGAAAGAGGACACAAACUGAACAGAGAGGAUGUGGAGAAGGCUUCAGUGCGUGUGGCUGAUGGGACAGAAGCUCAGGAUUCAGUCUGGAGCGUCAGAGAUCAGAGAUCCAGAGACACACAGGACUCAGAGCUCAGCCUCACUUUACUCUGUUAUACUGACGCUCAGGAUCAUGAAUCCACUGAUCAAACCUCUGACUGUAACGCUGGAGAACAGCAGAUGCUGCAGACGCCGCUGAAGAUGUGCUCCGUCAAACUGGUGGACUGCAGGAACCUGAUCGAGAGCAGAGCAGAAGAAACCACCGCAGAGGAACAACAACAGAGUCAUGAAGAAGAGAAUGAUGAGAAUAAUGGGAAUGAUGAAGAUGAUGAUGAAGAUUUCAUUCCUCCAGGUGAAACAUCUAGACUGCAGGCAGGCCAAUUCAGCACCCGAACUCUUCUACUACGAAGCCAUGCUGUUGUAAUAGCUGCAGUAUGUGGGUUUGCAUUGUCCUGCUGAAAUACACAAGGUCUUCCCUGAAAUAGACGUCAUCUGGAGGGGAGCAUAUGUUGCUCUAAAUCCUUUAUAUACCUUUCAGAAUUCAUAGUGCCUUCCAAAACAUGCAAGCUGCCCAUACUGUAUGCACUUAUGCAGCCCCAUACCAUCAGAGAUGCUGGCUUUUGAACUGAACGCUGAUAACACGCUGGAAGGUCUCCCUCCUGUUUAGCCCGAAGACCACAGGCAUCCAACAAAGGUCUUCGGCCUUGUCCCUUAAGCACAGAGAUUUAUCCAGUUUCUCUGAAUCUUUUGAUGAUGUUAUGCACUAUAGAUGAUGAGAUUUGCAAAGCCUUUGCAAUUUGACGUUGAGGAACGUUGUUUUCAAAGUAACGCACUCUUUCACAGAUUGGAGAGCCUCUGCCCAUCUUUACUUCUGAGAGACUCUGCCUCUUGUAGUGGACAGCACAUUUCAGGGCCCAGUUUAUGGCGGGGCCCCUCUCUGAUCACUAUAGCGGACAAGGGUUUGCUACAUUUUGAUUGGAUCUUGCUGGACUAACAAAAGAAAACUGUCCAACGCCAUCAGAUAAAGAUGCCAGGACAACAGCCAGACACCUUUAGUACAAAGCCGGGGAAGGACAGGACUUAUCAUUGGUUAAAAUGCAGUAUCUGCCCUUCACCCACCAACAGAUUGAUUCCUAAGGUUUUGGCCUGUGACCACCAUAAAAAUUCCUUAGGACCUCUGGAUGCAGCAGCAGUGGGUGAAACAAAAAGAGAUCACAAAGUUCCAUCCAAAUCCAUUAAUAUGGGACUUAAUGUGUUUGUAACAUUGUCAAAGGUAUUCUGGUUGUGGUUUGGUAAGUGAAUGAUGCAUUGGUAAAACUUCAGUGACACUUUUCUAAAUUUGUGUUUGGACUAUGCAAAUAAGUUCCACAGGAGGAAAGAAGGGUGGGCCACACCGUGUCCCCCGCUCUGAUGGAAACAGCCAAUCACAGCAUGGAAAUGGAGAAGCGCCAAAUUGCAAUCUCCUCUUCAUCAGAAAGAGAUAAAGGUACCUUCCAAAAAACGCUCCUCAUUCUGAGUCUGAGUCCUGUUACCGGGAAGGCAGCAACAGAAACAACCAGUUGUGAGUCUGAGUCCCGAAAGGGAGAGACACUAACAGAAACACCGAAGUUCUGAGUCUGAGGAAAGAGGCAAUAACAGAUACGCAGUACUGAGUCUCCAGCUUUGAGGCAGCAACAGAUACCACCACAUUCUGAGCCUCCAGCAUGCGAGGAAAGAAAUAAUCUACGUUCAGAUUUCGUCAUCUGGAGCCUUCGUCCAGCAAGACAACAACAGAUGCAGGACGUCCUGAGUCUCCAUCCUAGAGAGACAAAGCGGAUCGACCAAAUUCUGGUCUCUAGCCCAGAGAGGCAGAAGACACACAGACAUCUGCAACAAGGUUAAGUUCCGGUGAGCAAACCUUCACUCCAAGGUACUUUUUCUUGCAUGUUCCAGGCAAAGAACCUUCUGCACCUACUUCAGGGUCACAUCUGCAUGUUCCAGAUUUUAGGACCCUUUGGUGCUCCAAGAGAUCAGCAUCCUCCAGCACUUCAUGUUCAAGGCUGUCGAAACGGAUUCCUGCUCCUUUCCCCACUGCUUUGUUACCAGCACAACCAGUGGAUAAAGUCACCACCACCGGACGGCUCACUCAAUCACAGAGAACAAAACUAUCACCUAUCCAAACCUCUUCCAGAGACCUUGGCAUUGUUGUGUAUUAUCAGUAUAUGAUUUUAUCUAAUUGACAUUAGAUGUUAUAUAGCUGAUUGCAGUUGAUAACAAAUAAUCUUUCAGGUAUUUGUUUGAUGCAUAAAAAGGUUUUUCACCUUACCUGUUGCUAUGUCAGAGCUACGUUAUCUGAAAAGAUAAACUGUCAAUACUCUGAAACAUCCAACAUAACCACUUGCAUUUUAUGCAUCUUAUGCACUUUAUUCCUUUCCCAUUCAUGGUAUUCAUUUAGUAGUUGCUGAUUACUCUUGUCUAUCUUUUGUUAAUACAAUCUAUUUUAUUA